AUGGAGGCAGCUUUGGGACUUCUCAGAAGAAUGCCGCCGAAACAAUCGGAGACGGCUCUCUCUGCACUUCUCAGCCUUUUGCCUCAACAUUCUUCCGAUCUUCUCUCUCAAGUCGAUCUCCCUCUUCAGGUGUUACGUGAUAUUGAAAGUGGGAAAGAUUUCAUUUUGUGCGAGUACAAUAGAGAUGCAGAUUCCUACAGGUCACCCUGGUCAAAUAAAUACUAUCCUUUGCUAGAGGAUGCUCUUUAUCCUUCGUCAGAAUUAAGAAAGCUUGAAGUUGAAGCCAACGACAUCUUUGCAAUUUACCGUGACCAGUAUUAUGAAGGUGGUAUAUCUUCAGUCUACAUGUGGGAGGAUGUUAAUGAAGGCUUUGUGGCAUGUUUCCUUAUCAAGAAAGAUGGGUCAAAGUCAGGUCAUGGUCGGAGGGGAUGCCUGGAAGAAGGAGCUUGGGAUGCCAUACAUGUUAUACAGGUUGGUCCAGAGGAGGAGGAAAUGGCACAGUAUUGCUUAACAAGUACCAUCAUGCUCUCCCUGACCACUGAUGAUGAGUCUUCAGGCAAAUUCGGCUUAUCUGGAUCAAUUAGAAGACAGAUGAAAAUGGAGCUCGCAGUAGCGGAGGGACAUCUGUGCAAUAUGGGAAGAAUGAUUGAAGAAUUGGAAGGCAAACUUAGGAACUCACUUGAUCAGGUUUACUUUGGGAAGACUAGAGAGAUGGUUUGCACAUUGCGUCCACCAGCUGAGAUUGUACAGAUGAGACUACCCGACACCUAA
Arabis nemorensis is the source of this 771-nucleotide messenger RNA. The record is from the annotation of a GenBank genome assembly. NCBI's taxonomy places the organism in Eukaryota, Viridiplantae, Streptophyta, Magnoliopsida, Brassicales, Brassicaceae.